Fragaria vesca subsp. vesca is the source of this 1674-nucleotide messenger RNA. RefSeq names its product protein TOO MANY MOUTHS-like. Gene Ontology annotation, molecular function: protein binding. The record is from RefSeq and is a predicted model, not a curated record. Lineage: Eukaryota; Viridiplantae; Streptophyta; Magnoliopsida; Rosales; Rosaceae. The transcript has a single exon. The coding region runs from base 1 to 1422 and encodes 473 amino acids.
AUGCUGCAACAGACCAAGCCUCCAUACCUUGACACAAUGUACUGUUCCUUCUCAAACUCCUUCCCUCUAGUUCUGCUUCUUCUGAUCCUCCCACUCUCUUCUUCUAUUCCUUCUGUCUCAUACUCAAAUGCACAUCAUUCUACCAACACCAUCAAUAUGGUUCCAUCUGAAGCAGAAACUCUGUUCACCAUCAUGGAGUCCAUGUCCUCUGAUCAUACCUGGAGAGUCUCGUUUUCCCAACCAUGUCAACCAGGCUCAACAUGGCCCGGAAUCGAGUGCAAACUAGGAACAGACAACCACCUACAUGUCUCAAGGCUUGACUUUGGCAAUCAUCCGUAUCCAAGUUGCAAGAGAACAGCUACAUUUCCUUCACAAAUUUCUGCCCUUCCACAUCUUCAAUCUGUGUUCUUCUUCAACUGCUUCACUCACACUAAGACCAGCUUCUCUGUUUCAAGAGCCUCCAAUGCUUCUUCACUUGAACAGCUCAGUCUCCGAUCGAAUCCGGCACUAGUUGGUCCAAUCCCACCUCAGAUUUCAUCUCUCAAGUCCCUUGAAAUCCUUACAUUGUCUCAAAACCGCCUCACCGGAAAAAUCCCACUGGAGAUUUUCAGGUUGAGCAGCUUAGUACACCUUGAUUUGAGCUACAAUAUGCUGACAGGUAGUAUUCCAGUCCAACUAGGCAGUCUCAGAAACCUUCAAGGCCUUGAUUUGAGCUACAAUAUGCUCACUGGGUCGAUCCCAAACACAAUAGGGGAACUGGGGCUGCUUCAGAAAGUUGACUUCAGCUCAAAUUUGCUCACUGGGGGCAUUCCUGAUGGAAUUGAGAAGCUCACUUUAUUGAACUUCCUGGCUUUGAGCAACAACAAAUUGCAUGGACCAUUCCCAAAAGGUUUGGAGAAACUGCAAAGUUUGCAGUACUUAAUUUUAGAUGCUAAUCCAAUGAACACAACUCUGCCAUUGGACCUUGGUAAGUUGGUGAAACUUCAAGAACUCAGGCUUGCUGAUUCUGGCUACUCAGGCACUAUACCAGAAAGCUUCUCACAGCUCAAGAACUUGAGCACUUUGUCAUUGCAGAACAACCGUCUAACCGGUGAAAUUCCUCUUAGAUUUGGCAGUCUCUCACGCAUUUACCACUUGAAUCUUAGUAGGAACAUGCUGAGUGGUGUUGUGCCUUUCAAUUCAAGUUUCUUAAGUAGGCUGGGAAGGAACUUGGAUCUUAGUGGAAACCCAAGUCUCUGUUUGAGUCCCUCUGAAGCAUAUAGCUUGAAGAUUGGAGUUAAUGUUUGUGGAACCAAUAGCAAUGGUUCUGCUAUCCUGCCAUUGAAGAACUCUCAAGCUUCAUCUGGGCUCUCUAAACCAUUCUUUCUCUUUACACCAGCUUUAUGUGUUCUGGGAUUGUAUCAGAUAUUGUUUCUAGUGUAAUAUUCUUAAUCUUACAGUAUACAAUUGUACUCCAGCCUAGUUUCUUAAUGAUUAUGUAGCAGGUCUCUGUAGAAGUUUUAAAUAUGUAGAUUGUAAGAAUUUCAUGGGUUCCUGAGAGCCUGGGACUCUGAGUAUGGUAUGAUCAGUUGCCAAGUUUAGAAGAAAUGUAAGGUUUCUCUGCUAUACUAGUUUCCAUUUUUAGCAGAGCCCUAUUUGCUAUAGAUCAUUGGGUCUAGUGAAAAUGCAUUUGGA